Molecule: messenger RNA, 4650 nt
Organism: Pieris brassicae (large cabbage white)
Lineage: Eukaryota; Metazoa; Arthropoda; Insecta; Lepidoptera; Pieridae
Product: membrane-anchored lipid-binding protein LAM4-like
Exons: 9
Coding region: 570-2009 (479 amino acids)
Biological process (GO): intracellular sterol transport
Cellular component (GO): plasma membrane; endoplasmic reticulum membrane; endoplasmic reticulum-plasma membrane contact site
Molecular function (GO): sterol binding; sterol transfer activity
Source: RefSeq, a predicted model, not a curated record
CAAUCCACUACACUACAGUAUUAGUCAACAGCUGUUUCGAGUGGCUGGCAGUUGAUCGGCGCUUACUGUCGAUAGUCGAUACAUCGCGGUCGUGUGAUCAUCUUAGUAGUCGUGGUUAAAUAGCGGUAAUUCUCCUAAAAAAUAAACAGGAAACUAAUAAAGAAUAAACAGAUCAUUUGAAAGUAUGCGACACUCAAUUUAAUCUGUGAAUUCAUAAUUUAUUUGUCCUAAAUUUUUACGUCAAAUCUGAAGUGUCAAAAAGUGUUUUUGUAGGUUAUAUUUACCAAAUAACUAAACAGUGUUUCCUAAUUGCAAAACUUUACGUUCUAAUAAGAUAGAUACGUGUCCACCUUAGCAGAAAAAAAGAUUCGUGAAUUGUGAGUGUACCAAGUAGUUCACUUGUAACAGUUUCAUCUAUGUUGUAACAAAAUAUAUGAUAUUGUUCUAAUUUAAAUUUAAUCUGAAAUCGAAAAAGAUACUUGGGAAGGAACUUGAUAGUCCUUUGAAAAGUAAGUAAUCCUACUAGUGUAUCCAAUACAAGCUAUGGAUGAAUUCUUUUUGGUAAAUCAAUGAAGGAUAUUUCUGACGAAAUUAUGUUGUGUUUCGUACAAGCCGCUCGUGACCGUGAUAAUCGUGAUAUUUAUAACAAAAAUAUUGAUACCGAAAACGAAAAUACAAAGGGCAAAAGCAAAACAAAUAUUAAGCGAGCUGCCGUAGUGAACGACUUGUCGGAAGUGAUUGACAGUGAGAUUGAAUUAAGGGAGAGACCGCUAAGCAAAGGCAGGUCCUUAAGGCUUUCGUCAGGAGAAAAGAUUCUUAAAAAAAUUCCUGACGUCAAGCGGAGUUUUAGCGACCGAUUCUCAGUCAUAUCAGACACUAGUGGAAAGAAGUCUGGAAAAGGAUUAUUGACCAUAAGAAAGACAUGGUCAACCGGGAACUUCUCGCCGGGUGCGGGUGGCGGGGGAGGGGCGCCUCGCUCCGCCCCCGCCACCCCGCUUCAGCUUGAGCCUCAAGCCAGGGCCACUAAACAUGAUAAACAUGCAGUGAAGCCCCUGUCGGGCUCUGCGCCGUCGGUGCGAGUGGGCAUAGCAGGCUCGGAUGAUACGACGGAGUGCAAGCAGCCCAGUAAGUCGAGACAGAAGAAGUUCCAGCGGCAUUUCCCGCAGGUCGGGCCCGAGGAAAGGGUGCUUAACUAUUAUUCCUGUGCACUGGUAGGCGACAUACUUCUGCAAGGGCAUUUAUAUAUAACGAAGAAUUAUUUCGCAUUUUAUUCCAAUGUAUUUGGAUAUGUGACUAAAUUAUUAAUACCGACGUCUUCCGUUCUUCGGAUAACGAAGGAAAAGGUGGCCCGAAUCAUCCCUAAUGCGGUAGGGGUGUGCACGAGGGAUGAGAGACACGUGUUUGGCUCCUUGCUCUCGAGGGACGCCACCUACAAGUUGAUGACCCUGGUCUGGAAGUCGUCCAAGGCUCCGGAGCUUGCGGUACCGAAAUCACAGGAUCUGAGAACGCCGGAAAUAUCGGAGUAUUCCCCAGAGGACGACAGCAGUUCUGGCGGUGCUGACCACGUGGACUCUACGCAGCCCACCCGACCGGAGCCCGAGGCCAUUAUGGCAGCCGCGAGUGCGGCAGUGAUCCAACCAGCGCUUCUGACGGGCACAACAGUCUUGAAACGAGACACCUCGUACUGGCACCUGGCUCUCCUGGCGUUGGCGGCUUUGCUUACCUGCUCAGCGAUGUUCCUCUCAUAUAGGCUUUAUUGCGUCACGUAUCGACCCCACGAGUGGGCAACGAGCGUGUCCAGCGAAGAGUUGUACUCGGAGCUGGUCAGAUGGCGCACCCGUCUCCAUGGACGAGCUGCUAAUGAGCUGCACGCCUUCCUCUCUACCAAUCUGAUGCUGCUCACUAAGGUGCGACAGUCUUUGGAAGCCCUUUCGGGUGUGAUACUAACAGACAUGGCAGAGCAAGGCCACAGGUACGCGGAUGUGCCCAAUGACACCCUCUUUAGUUAGCGUAGACCAGUGACUGACACGUGAUAUUCAGUGAUAUUAGUUCGUGAAGUUGCUGAUACCUCUAUUCCUCCCUAGAUGGCGCAAUAGACAAUUUUAUUGGGUUCUACCUUACAAAAGUAAUAGAAUAACUUAAAUCUAAGUAUAGCCGAAACAAAUGUAAAAUUGCAAUAUUUCAAAAAAAGUUUGAUGUUGAUUUUGCACUUACGUAUGCCACGAGAUGGCGCUAUCUUUCUUCAUAUUCGAUUUUUAAAAAUCUUACAUAUGUUUUAGAGUUGCUAAUGUUAACAACAGGCCAAUAAAGGAAUAUUUAUUUGAAGUGUAAUGUUAAUUUAUAAUUGAAUUUUUUAUUCAUUAUUUUAUUGUAUUAGAGGUAUUAGCGCUUUUCAGAACAUGUGAUUGUGUUACAUAAGGUUUGUGUGUAAGAAUUUGUUUUCUAACUGUAUCCAAAGAUCACCAUUAUUUAAUUUGUAUACCAGUCGAUUUCGCCUAAAAGGCUAAAGCAUGUGUCAGACACGCGCUACUUGUAGUCAUCGAGGGAUGAUCUAUAAAAAUGUGUUAUAUUGUUAUCAGACUUAUUUUCUCUUACAAAUAUCAAUAUAUUUUUUCUCUAUCUUAAACUUUGAAAAUUGAAAAAACUAAAACGGGGAUUGGCUGUCUUUAUUAUUAUUAGGCGGCUAUUUAUACCCCUAAAUCAAGUUUGAGUUGUGCAACUGUCACUGCUAGACAAUUCUACCCCUAAACUUUGACUAGAAAUAUGCAAUAGCUAUCUGGUUGCUAAAUAAUGUUUUAUAGCUUUUUAAGCUGAAAAAUAUUAAAUUGUUCAAUAUUAAUAAAAGUAACUCUCAUUGCGUAUAAAAGCGUUAAAUAAUACAGUAUUUAAAACUAUAUUUUUCAAUUUUAUAUUAAUGGUUGUAUUUUCCAUCAAAUAAUUUAAGUAGUUUCAGUAAUUGGGGUAUGCAUAAUUUAAAAUCGGUGCUAGAAAUUAUAAAUACUAACAUUCCUUAAUUGUAUUCAUUCCUUUUGUUAGCCUUAUUUUGACGAAUUUUUUCAACCCUUUAACUAUUGCCGUCUUGCUCACAACACCCAAGUUUGAAAGGGAUGGCAAUACAGGUUUCAGAUGUACUGUAAUCUGUGUCCAAAAUAUGAGGUUAAUUUUAACAGAACCAAAGCAAACUUCUACAGGAUUUUUUUUAUUUUUAUUUUAUAAAGAUUUAAACAUUGCAUGAGAAGAGCUGUGUAUAUUUAUAUUAUAACAGAUUUUUGAUAACACUGAAAAAGUAAUUCUUGCCAGUUAUUCAUAUAUUAUUUUCAGUAAUAUAUUUAGUUUGUUGUAAUUUAUUGUUCUAGUCUUUAGUCAAGCUCAAGUCAAUAUGUUUACGUACUUAUAUUUAGUGAAUUAAUGUGCGAAACUUAAUAUAAAAAAUGGUUUUAAUAGUUUCGCAUUUCUAUUAGCGAAGGUUUUAAAUAUUACCUAAUCAAAAAUAUUUUAAGAUUAUUUUCGUUGAUUUUGUUGCGUAUGAAUAUAUAUUUUGUUACGUGUUUUCAAAAGUUGCGAUGUACGAAAUAAGCAUUUAGAUAAAUUAUUCCAGUUGUUAUAAUCAUUUUAAUAAGAUUUUAGUUUAUGUAGUACUAAAUAACAAAAGUUGUCAGCUGUAUGCUCGAAUUAAAAGUAACUAUUGUUCACUUUAGAGGACAACACUGUUAGGCGAAAUUGUAACCAUUAUUUCAGCUAAAGGACUAGUAUCCACUGUCAAGUAACAAAUUAAAUAAAAAAUAAUUUCUUAAAUUCAAUUUCAUUUAGUUUCGUUUAAUAAAGUUUAAGAGAUUUGAAGUUACAAAAAUAUAGAUUGUGUGCAAAAAAUACAGAAUUAUAUAUUAUAUUCAAUUGAAAUAAGCAAAGGUUUUAAAAGGGAAGCCCUUAACAGUGGUGCCAUCUGGUGAGGUUUUAACCUAUUUGCGCAGUAAAAUUCAAAUAUUAAAACACGUUUUUAAAAGCUUUUGAAUUUCGUAUGUAAUUUACUGCAGCUGUCAAUUUAAGCGCUAACUUUACAAGUCUUUAGUUAGCAGAUUAUAACGAGAAUUGUAUAUUUUUAUAUGGUAGGCUCAAUAAAUAAUAUAUUCUAUAGUAAAUCUGCUUUAUUUUUAAGUAUAUUAUAUUUACCUAAAACAAUAUCAUGUUAAUGUGACCACUCUGCUAUAAUACACCAAGUUACCACUAAUUAGUGCCAAAGUGGUAUAGCUAGGCUGUGUAUAUUUCCUAUGAAAACUAAUAUUAUUGCCAAAGACACCUAGACUAGUACUGUCAUACUAGCGGGUAGGGUUCAUCUUACACUAGUUGGAACAAUUGUGAAAUAUGGUUGAUGAAGUUUUUUUUUCAAUCAUUGGUUAUGUAUCUAAUGUAAUAUAUAUAUAUACAAAAAUGGUAUAACAUGGACCAUUUAAAAACAGCUGUUAGUAGAAUAUAGGAAUGCAUUAAAAUUUGCUAUUCUGACAGAUAUUUCAUAUUACUUUUUCUUGUUUUAAAAUGUAUAUUGGUUAGACUUUUUUUACUAAUUGUUAUGGGUUUAUGUAAAAUUGGUCAUUUGUAUAUAUGAUUUGAAUGUUAUCUGAUUGAUGUAAAUAUAGAUAGUGAUUUUAUUGA